Molecule: messenger RNA, 396 nt
Organism: Suillus plorans
Lineage: Eukaryota; Fungi; Basidiomycota; Agaricomycetes; Boletales; Suillaceae
Exons: 1
Source: RefSeq, a predicted model, not a curated record
AUGCAGAACAUCCGUAAUGAACAACAUCCCAACACCAACUUCAAAAUCUGGCAACAAAAUCUAUGCAAAUCCUCUACCGCCUGGGAGCACAUGCUCCAAAACCUCAACCCCAAUACCUACGAUCUCGCAUGCAUCCAGGAGCCAUUCCUCAACCCAGUAGGUCUCGCUAACGCUUCCAAUCUUAGACAAUACUGGGACGUCAUAUACCCCACCAAUCACCACUCAAACCCAGAACGAUCGCAAUCCAUCCUACUCGUCAACAAAAAACUAUCCAAAAACAACUGGCAUAUUGUACCACUUGACUCUCCCAACAUCACCGCAAUUGAACUAAACGGAAACUUCGGAAAGGUGCGUAUAUACAAUAUCUACAAUGCCUGCGACCAUUCGCGAAUGCUC